Cuscuta epithymum is the source of this 4396-nucleotide messenger RNA. The record is from the annotation of a GenBank genome assembly. NCBI's taxonomy places the organism in Eukaryota, Viridiplantae, Streptophyta, Magnoliopsida, Solanales, Convolvulaceae.
GGAACUCUUAUUUAUUAUAAAUAUACCUGUCAGGGCUCCUAUUGGAGUUACCCUUUCCCAUUAUUUCACAUGGUAUCAACAGUCCAGACCUAAUUUUCCCCCACUCUCUGUCUCUUCACGCUUACCGCCGCCAUGAGUUCUUCUUCGGAAAAGUUGACCGCCGCAGUCAUGGCUUCCUCGGCCAUGAGCUCGGCUGCCGCUACAGCCUCUUCUUCCAUGGCGCCAACAAUCUCUUCCCUUCCUACCAGGACGAUGGACCAGCCAGGCUUCUCCGCGCAGAUCUCUACGGCUGGAAUCCCUAAUGCAAACGGUUCGCCGGUCAUGACGCCAACAUCAUCAACGUUGUUUACCAAUUUUCCUCCUCUACCUAAUUUCUCUGCGACUGGACAAAUUCCCUUGUUUCAGUCCUUGCCGCAGCAAUUCCCUUGGCAGCAGCCCCUGGUCUAGCGGCAGACGAGCUUCUUUACUCCGCCGCCACCGCCGGUUCAGUCUCAAGUGCCCCUCUCCGGCCAGCAUCAGGCAGCACCUUUGUUCUUCGGCUCCACCUUUUACGGCUCCCAGGCGUGGUUCGGCCGAUUGAUCAAUCAGGCUUUGGUUCUCCGAUGUCGGCCCUUGCUCAGUCCGUGUAGCAUAUCACUACUGUCUCUCAAAUUGUCACCAUUAAAUUGAAGGCAGUCGAGGAUUAUCUCACCUCAGUUCGAAUCCUUCCUGGUCUCUCAAGGCCUGUUUGGAAUUGUUGAUGGCUCCAUUCAGGUACCCCCGAUGUAUAAUGUUGAUUUUCUUAAUCGUCAAGUUCCAAACACAUAAUAUUAUCAUUGGCUCCGAGUAGAUCAAACAAUUCGUUGUUGGUUGUUUGCUACUCUAACUCGGGAUGUGUUAGUUGAUGUUCAUGAUCUGAAACAUUCAGCUGCUAUAUGGGCUAGACUUCAGACUAGAUUUAUGUCUGCAUGUUUACCCCGAUGCAUGGAACUUAAAUGAUUAUAGUCAAACACAAAGAAGAUAGAAACUCAAUAUGUGGAAAUUUAUUUGAGGGAAAUCAAGAAUUUAGUGGAUGCCCUUGCGGCAAUUAAUUCUCCUAUAUCGGAUAAAGAGCUUCUUCAAUCUGUUCUGGCUGGCUUGGGACCAGAGUAUCGACCUCUUGUCACUACGGUCUCUUUAUUUCCCGAGAAUUUUCCCUGUGUCAUUUUGCAACCCCGUCUCCUAGAAGAAGAGCAACACGUCCUUUGUGAGCGUUAACAGCAGACUGUCGCUGGUCAUCAGGCAUUUGUGGCCGCUAUAGCAGGAGGUCACCAACAGACUGGUUAUGUUAUUCGUGGCAAGGGAGGCCGUGGCAGAGGCCACCAGCAGCAGCCGAACGGCUACCAGCACCAGGUUGUGCCGUUCUUCGGUGCACAUUAGCCGACGGGUGUUCAGCCACCAUACUACAGUGAUCAGGCAGGCUCCGGGUCUGGCCAGCCGGGGCUCAGUCAACUGGGGUUCGGUCAGUCUGCGUUUGGUCAGCAACAGGUAUCUAUUCAGGGGGUGCAUUCUUCUCGCCCGAGCACUUCAGGUUUCUCACCAGCGAGGGAAUCUUUGGAUCUGUUCCACUGCCUGUUGUCAACUUUGUUUCUCUGCAGGUCACUCUGCACUUCAGUGUCCAUCUCGUUAUAUGAUGCCCUUGCGGCAAUUAAUUCUCCUGUCUCGGAUAAAGAGCUUCUUCAAUCUGUUCUGGCUGGCUUGGGAUCGGAGUAUCGAUCUCUUGUCACUACUGUCUCUUUAUUUCAUGAGAAUUUUCCCUUUGACAUUUUGCAACCCCGUCUCCUGGAAGAAGAGCAACGCGUCCUUUAUGAUCGUUAACACCAGACUGCCGCUGGUCAUCAGGCAUUUGUGGCCGCUACAGCAGGAGGUCACCAACAGGCUGGCUAUGCUAUUCGUGGCAGGGGAGGUCGCGGCAGAGGCCACCACCAGCAGCCGAACGACUACCCGCACCAGGUUGUGUCGUUCUUCGGUGCACAGCAGCCGGCGGGUGUUCACCCACCAUACGACUGUGAUCAGGCAGGCUCCAGGCCCGACCAGUAGGGGCUCGGUCAACUAGGGCUCGGUCAGUUUGCGUUUGGUCAGCAACAUGUAUCUAUUCAAGGGGUGCAUUCUUCUCACCCGAACACUUCAGGUUUAUCAUCGAGUGAGGGAAUCCUUGGAUCUGUUCCACCGCCUGUUGUCUGUCAACUUUGUUUCUCUGCAGGUCACUCUGCACUUCAGUGUUCAUCUUGUUAUAGUCAGCCGUUUGCGCCAGCUCUUGUAACUUCCAAUGGUGACUCAAACAUUGCUUUAUGGUACCCUGACUCUGGGCCUUCGGCUAGCAUGACUCCCACGGAAGCUCUGCUCGUCGUCAUCGCUCCAAGCCCGGCUGCCACGAAAAUCCAAAUUCCGGUGACUUCGCUCCUCCCUCUGAUCUCCACUGUUUAUCCUUUUUCAAUUCUUCUUUGUUUCUUCACUUUUCUUCUUCGUUUGUCCUUCUUUCCUUUCUUUUUCUUUCAAAGGCACCUCUGAAAUCACUGAUGAAGAUGUCGAUUCUCUCUUCUUCUGUGGUGGACCGUAGGUGUUGAUCAGGGCCGUUCCGAGGGGGAGGGCAGCAGGGGCGACCGUUCUAGGCCCAAUAAAAAAGGAAACAGGAAAAUUAGGCCUAAGUUUUUUUCUUUACAUGUAAUUUGACUAGACUUCUUUUUUAUUUGUAAUUUUCACUAAUUAUUUAACCUUAUUUUUAUUUGCAAUUUGAAAAUUUUAAAAGAUAAGUAAAAAGUCUUGAACGGAGCUAGAUAAGUUUUAAAAAAGAAUAUAAAUUUAGUUUUGAUUUUUAAAAGUUGUAAGUCAAAACAUUGCUGUUGAAUCAAUAAAAGCACCGUCUCUUCACAUUUUUUAGCGUUUAAGACAUUUUAUUCUUUUUAAUUACAAAAUUACCGAUUUAUAUUAUUUCCUUUGGACUGCCAGUGCCUCUUGAUUCUCAAACAUCAUCCCAAUAAUCUAUUAUGCCUCAAAAAACUUAAUGGAUUAGCAAUUUUAAACAUUGCACAUGUGAUCUUGAAAAAAGUAUUCAUUAUAAAGAAAUUAUUGAUGAUUUUACUUCACAUUAUUCUUUUGUAAUACUUGUGUUGUUAAUUUUUGUCCAAAUAUGUAAUUCAAAUAAUAUGAAGGUGAAUUUCAUCUUUACUUUAUAACCUUUUAUUAGAUAGUUGUAGGGAGAAUUCCUGAAAUAGGAGUAAUUUUUUAUCAGAAAUUCAAAAUAAGACAGUCAUGUGUUCAUUUCCCGAAUGAGUAAUUACUGUCAUGUUCGAAAAAUACUGUCAAAAUAUGACAUUAAUUACUUCUAUUUAGGGAAUAAAAACAUGAUAAUCUUAGUUUGGAAUAUACAAAUGUUUUUAGUCCUAUUUAGAAUAAUUUCUCAUAGUUUUAUUAUACUCCGUAAUUUUUACUUUAAGUGAGUAUAAUUUACGAUUUGUCUUGGAAAUAAGGCCAAAAUAGCAUAUCGCACAUAGGUCCAACAGGACAGGACCGGCCCUGGCGUUGAUGAAGGUUGGAAGAUCGAAGUAUUUUCAGAUCAACUGCGGAAUCAAUCUGAAAUUGGGGAAGCCCACUUCGGUGAAAUUGAGAAGACCAUAUCCAUGUAUCUCAAAUCAGUUUUGAAAUUGAAUGUAAAAGUAUCAGCAUUAAGGUAAGAAAUUCUUUUCCACUCUAUAAAAUCUUCAUCCCUUAAAGCUGACAGAUUUCUCAUCCUGCAUCCAUUUUUCCACCUUAACCAUUGAUUUCUCUUUUUCUAUGUAUGGUUUACUAUGCACAUUGUUAUAUACAAAGUAUGAGUUUCAUUAACAUUUUUAUUGUUGUUCUGAUGCAUAUGAAUACUCUUGUUAUGACUGAAUGAGGGUCAGUGUUGGACUGCGAACGGGGAAGGCAGCCGACGACGGUGAUAUACUCCGGUGAAAAAAUGAGCUAUGCAUACAUUUCUAAUUGUUGGACUAUGAAUAUUGUCCUAUUGUUUCCCCGACCUCUACACCAUCCAAACAAGCUUCAGCGACACUCAUGCCUACAGUGGGGGGCAAUGAAGGACAUCUGAGCUGAUGAAAUCUCAACAUUUGGGUAGUGAAACUGAAAGAAACGCAGAGAUUAGAGAAUUAAAAAAAACGAAAAAAGACACGCGGACUAUGCACUUAUGGCCUGGAAACGGAAUGUUUACUGGCUGAAUUGCUAAAUUGAAUGUUUACGAAAAGUUUGAGGACCCAAUUGAUUGAUUUUAAAGUACAAGAACUUAAUUGACUUUUUCAGUAUAGUACGGGGGUUUAUUUGACAGUUUUCCGGAAUGAAUUAGAUUGAACUGAAGUUUCCAUUCCAAGCUGCUUGACCCAAGUUGCCAACUGAUCAGUAG